AUGGCAGCCGCACAACCCCCUCCGGAUCCGUUUAAUAACGCAAUUCCUGUGAUCAGAGGCUUUGAAACUAAUGAUAAAGUGAUCAAAGCUUUAACAAACUUAGGACUUCUCCCCACUAAAGAAGAGUGUGUUCGAUUGGCGACAUGUCCUGAUUGUGGUUCACCAAUCAGGUGUUAUAGUAGGGCGACAUGUGGCCACUCGUUUAAUCCGAUUGAGGGCUCAUUCUUUGAGAAGUCAAAUUUGAGUUUUGUUAAGAUAUUUAGUCUUCUUUAUCACUUUGUGUCCAAAACACCGGCGACUAUGGCUUCUCAAUUUGCGGAGGUUAGACCCAACACUGCUUGUGAUUGGUAUUACUUUAUGCGCGAAGUCUGCACUGAUUGGGUCAAUCGUCAACGCCAAACACCUGGUAAUACAGUUGGCGGACCAUCGUUGACAGUGGAGAUCGACGAGACACAUUUGUAUAAAACCAAAUACAAUGUCGGUAGUCCUCUGGCAAAUGCAGGCAUUUGGGUUGUCGGAGGCGUCUGUCGUGAAAAUAAUUCACUUCUGUUCAUUGAAAGUUGGGUGAAACCGGGAUCCACUAUAAACACUGAUAGUGCCCGCGUUUAUACCAAUCUCACCAGUAAUGACCGGUUUGGACAAUAUGAUGGACAACGUGGUUUAGGGCAACAUUUCACAGUCAACCAUCGAAAUCAACAAUUCUCUCAUCAUUUCACUCUUCCCGACGAGACUGGAGCUGACCGUCAUUACGUCACAACCACUAAUCACAUUGAAGUGACGUGGAAACAUUUGAAGAAAAACAUCCCUUCUUUAAAUGAGUUCAUUGAUAAUGACGGAAACCUUAUUAGAUCUGUUGACGGAUACAUCGAUCGUUACAUCUUUUUCCGAUCAGUACUCAAUCCCAUUCCAAACAUCGGCGCUAGAGUUAAGCGCUUUAUUCAAGAAGUCGGGGUACUGUACCCGAAAUUUAAUUCAACACCAUUUCAACAGCAACCAAUUCCUGUGCUGGUUCCGGACAUAGUUCAACCGAUUCCAGCUGUUGAUAACUCCGACACAGACAUAGAAAUGUCAGAGAAUGAGGACAAUGAAGACAAUGAAGACAAUGAAGACAAUGAAGACAAUGAUUUUGACAUUUCUUGGGAUCAAUUGAACGCCAAUUUCAUCCGACAGACAAUGAGUUCGGCCGAAGACAGAGACUCUAUGGAGAGGUUUGGCGACGAUUUGGCGCAAGUGUUGCUCUCAUGGCUUCCUCUGGAGCUGAAGAUAUCACUGGAAUGUGUGUCCAAACAGUGGCGUCGAGUGGUGUUCGCCGGCGACCAUCGGUUUGAGCUCUUGAGACACCGGCUUCGGUGCGAGCGGUGGUCACCACUCUUUGUCCGCUCUUACGUCCAUCAGAUCCAGACGUUUGAACUGAACGCCCGGCUCUUGCGUUCGCUGCUCCAGAAGUUUGAUCACUUGUCGGAACUGCUAAUCGACCCGAACUGCAAAUGCGAUGAACACGUGUUGGACGUGAUGUCAGAGCUGUACGACAAUCAGACACUGUCUUCGCUCAAGUGGUUAGACAUAAGGAUCCGUUCGGAUGUGAGUUACGAAGUGUUGCACCGAUUUUGUCGACUCUUCGGUCAGACGUUGCGAUACGUGUCGAUCGCCGGCCUGUCGUCCGACCGAUUGGCCACUGUUUUGCCCUUUUUUGGACCCAAUCUGCGGGCCAUUGAUCUGAAGCAUAAUCUGCGGUCACUUGUGAUGUGUUGCGCCGACACGACCGCCACAGUCGACGAUAUGACACCGUUUUUGCCCAAAUUGGACAACAUUUCUGCGGCCAAUCCCUCGCCCGACGACUUGGAAGUGUUGACCCGACUCUACGGCAAACAACUCAAACAAUUGAGUCUUAGUUUUGAUCAACACUUUAAGUAUAGCAUCAAAAAUGCGCUCAAAUUAGUGGCAAAUGUGCCAAACCUUCAACUCUUAAGACUCGAUUCGGAGCUGUUUUUCAUCAAACAAAACGACUGCCAAUUGAUUGACACGAGUCUCGCACUCAUUGGCCAAAAGUGUCCGCACUUGCGAUCACUCGAGAUCUGUAUCUUCGGUGACCUAAUCAGCGACGACUUCCUCAAGAUCUUUGGCCGCCAUUUUGAGCGCUUAGAGCGCUUGGAUUUGUCUCUUUGGGAUAUCGGAGACAAACACUUCCAGACCGUCAACUCUUUGGGCUUCAAUGCACACAAUGGCCAACACUUACGCCAAUUGAACCUAAUGUUUGAGGUGUUGUCUGACGACCACUUGCGACACAUCCACCAAUUGAUGCCUAAUCUGACGGCCGUGUUGUCUGACGACCACUUGCGACACAUCCACCAAUUGAUGCCUAAUCUGACGGCCGUUAAACUCAAUUCGGAUCAACUGCUGACCGACGAGUGCUUAAGACAUUUGUGCCGAUUGUCUCGAUUGCGGACAAUCGUAUUGGAGGGCAAUAUAGACCUGAAUGUGUUGACAGUGGAGGGUAUCGUAGAGUUGAUGGCCAGGUGUCCGACCGUUCGGCUCAUUGACAUCGAGUUCGCCAACGACUUGAAUGAAGUCAGUUAUGAGGCGUUCAAAGUGUUGGCCCAAAUGCGGCCGCAAAUCAGUUUUCACAUCUCUUUCCACGACUCGGACGACAGGUAUAGAGAUGUCUGCGUUUACGUCAACACCAAAAACAAUCUUCACGUCUACAAGAUUUGAAGCCAUCAAACAUUUCUGUCACAAACUAACCCCU
Messenger RNA from Medioppia subpectinata, 2746 nucleotides. NCBI's taxonomy places the organism in Eukaryota, Metazoa, Arthropoda, Arachnida, Sarcoptiformes, Oppiidae. The record is from the annotation of a GenBank genome assembly.